UUCAGAUGAUGAUUAAUCAAUCAACAGAAAACAAAUCAAGAAGCCAAACCUACCCCUGGCUCCUCCUAUAUUUAAAGAGACACCCCGUGAGACUGGCUUUCACAAGACCACAAGGAACUGCCUCCAACACAUCAGGGAGGUCUUGCUGCACCAUAGAUGGCAGGAUGCCGCAGAGUACAUGGCCAGUUACUCACAGACACUGGAGGAUACCACUGCAAACAUGCCACAACUCUACGCUGAGAUAAUUUGGAGGAAAGGCACAGAGAUACUACACCACCAUCCCGAAUCGAAGCUGGAAGACUACAACAGCUUCUAUGAGCGAGUGAAACACUCAGGAGUAAAGCAUUACCUGAAGGUACAUUGUUGCCACGGUUACCCUCAGAGCCCGGGAUGUCGCUGCUCACGAUAAAGAUUGACAAGAUUGGGCUGAAAGAUGCAGGGCAAUGCAUUGAUCCCUACAUGACAGUUAGUGUGAAAGAUGUGAAUGGCAUUGAUUUGAACCCGGUGCAAGACACACCUGUGGCUACCCGAAAGGAGGACACAUACAUUCACUUCAGCGUAGACAUCGAGAUCCAGAGACAUAUCGAGAGACUACCAAAAGGGGUAGCUAUUUUCUUUGAGUUCAAGCACUAUAAACCCAAGAAGGGGUUUACCAGCACAAAAUGUUUUGCCUUCAUGGAAAUGGAUGAGAUCAAACCUGGUCCCAUUGUGAUCGAGUUGUACAAGAAGCCCACUGACUUCAAGAGGAAGAAGCUCCAGCUCCUGACAAAGAAGCCACUCUAUCUCCACCUCCACCAGACGUUGCACAAAGAUUAAUAACCGAGGUCACUGAAUGGAGCACAUCAAGAAAGCAGAAGCACCACAGAAUUCCACUGUAGUCAUCAGACAUCCAACAAAGUUUGGUGUACCUACUGCGUAUCCGCCUCCACUCACAUCAGCAAUACUAAACCCAGCAGGCCCAAAGGCCACACCCUCAACUCUGUCAUAGGAUGGCCCUGGAUGACACAUAUUAACUACAGCGGUGACAACACCCUACUGUAUAAUGCUGCGUUCGUAACCAGGUGGGAGGUGGGAAUUUACCAGUUGUGAAGUCGUAAAUACCAGUUGGAUGCAUUCACGUGCUUUGAACUUGUUGAGAAAGGCUGAUUUGUCUAAUGGCCAACAAGCUUCCUAAGCCAUAAACUAAAAGCUAUCAUGCUGGUAAACAAAUGAGUGUUAAAAAACCAUAUUGAUAGAUUGCUUUUUAUAAAUAAGGUUUUGUUGUUGCAUUUAACUGCCGAAAAGGCUGUUAUCCAGGUCAUUUCCUUAAUAGGUGACGUCAGAGGUCAGCAUGUGGGAGAAGUGGGAGCUCAGGAUGAUAUAUACAAGUUUCUCACUAGUAAUUUCCAGUUGGAGGGCCGUUCAAAUUGAUUUUUCCCAGUCCUAUAUGGUAAAUUCCCACUUGGUUACGAACGCCGCAUUUGACCCCUCUGAUGCCAAUUAGCGAUAACUUUUUUCUCCUCUCUGCAUGACGUUCAAUGGAAAAUAAGAGUUGAGUUAGCAAUUGGCACUGUAUGUCAAGCAACCAGCAGAAAAACAACCAGCCUCGUCUUUAGUCUUCCUCUGUCUUUCCGUUUGGGGACAAAAGAGGAACAACAUGGUCAUAGGUGGUCAAGCGGUGUAUUGAUGAUGUCAUAUCCUGGUGCCAAUUUCAAAUGGGCACAAUGAGAUAUUUUGACACAACUGCCACAGAGUGAAAACAUAACUGCCCUGUUCAUUUACUUAAAAAUGCACCCUUAUCACUGAUCUGGCAUUAUUUAAUAGGUAAAAGCAAUAUAUUGGGAUAUUUGCUUUAAUCUAUCCUAUCACAGAUCUGUGAUUACUUCAAGGAUGGGCGGAAGUAAGGAUGCAUUUUAUUACCAUU
Molecule: messenger RNA, 1903 nt
Organism: Coregonus clupeaformis (lake whitefish)
Lineage: Eukaryota; Metazoa; Chordata; Actinopteri; Salmoniformes; Salmonidae
Product: axin interactor, dorsalization-associated protein
Exons: 7
Coding region: 391-816 (141 amino acids)
Biological process (GO): determination of ventral identity
Cellular component (GO): membrane
Molecular function (GO): phosphatidylinositol binding
Source: RefSeq, a predicted model, not a curated record